AUUUACUUUUAGAAGAAAAUGAUAAACUGGACAAAAUUUACUAGGGAAGCUUUUUGGUGUAGUGCCACGAUCGAAACAUUACAUUAGUGUUUUUCUUCUUUUUUGUUCUUCACGGAUCCAGCAGAUUUGUUGCCACCUACACUCUGAGUCACACACACCGAGUUGUUUGCAGCGGAUGAGCAAUAGGCGGCACCACGAUUCUGUUCCCUUUCAGCAGCGGACGAGCGAUUUAGUUCCAUUGCAGCGGCGCCAGCGCGAUUAUGCUCAAUUGCAGUGGCGCCAGGCGCGAUUAUGCUCAAUUGCAGUGGCGAUGGCACUAUUCAGUUCAAUUUCAACGGCGGUUGCGGAGGCGCGAUUUCGUUGAAUUCCGGUGGCGGUGGCGUUGCGAUUCUGCUCCAUUGCAUCGGCGCCGCGAUUUGCAGCGGCGGUGAGAUCCUAUUCAAUUGGAGCGGCGGCGAGAUCCCGUUCAAUUGGAGCGAUUGUACAUCUUCUCGCAUUCGGUGGCAUGAGUAUGGAUGCUGCCGUAUGAAAGAUAGGGUUCACAGCAAGUCUUGUAGAUAGGUACUGGUACUGAAUCAUCCAUGUCCGUCGUCAACAAAAUUGUAAUUCGGAUUUGGGAAUGAAUAAACUGGGCGCCCCCCUAUUCUUAUUUAUAAAUCAAGCUGUCUUGGUGAUGCAUUAAAAUGGUUUGGGACCAAUAGAGUAAUUUUUAAGAGGUUGUAAAUUGUUUGUUUUGAUUUUUAUAUUUCCAUCCUUUUAAAUGAAAAUUGGUCCUUAGUAAUUACUCCGUUGGAUCUGUGAAGAAGAUAUUUCCAUCACUUUCAAAUAUUAAAUCUAGGCAUAUCCUUUUUAAAUCUAGGUAGAAAGAUGGAAAUAUAAAAAUCAAAACAAACAAUUUAUGGCUUCUUAAAGAUUACUCUGUUGGUCCCAAACCAUUUUAGUGCAUCACUGAGACAGCUCGAUCUAAAAAUAGGCAUAGGGGCGCGCCCGGUUUAUUCACUCCCAAAUUCUGAAUUCCAAUUCUGUUGACGACGGACAUGGCUGAUUCAGUAGCUAUCUCCAAGACUUGCUGCGAACCGUAUCCUUCUGAUGGCGACAAUCAUCCUCAUCCCACCGAAUGCGAGAAGAUGUACAAACAUAUGGAGAAGUUCAGCCGCUACAACAAAAUGAAGUCCGAUAUGUUGAAGAAGCUACAUCGCCAGCAUGCCGCCGCCGCUCCAAUUGAACGAGAUCUCGCUGGCACUCCAAUUGAACAGGAUCUCGCCGCUACAAAUUGCGGUGCAAUGGAGCAGAAUCACGCCGCCGCCGCUGGAAUUGAACGAAUUUGCGCUACCGCCGCUGAAAUUGAACUGAGUAGUGUCACCGCCACUGCAAUUGAGCAUAAUCGCGCUAGCGCCGCUGCAAUGGAACUAAAUCGCCCGUCCGCUGUUGAAAUGGAACAGAACCACAGAGCCGCCUAUCGCUCAUCCGCUGCAAACAGCUCGGCGUGCGUGACUCACAGUGUAGGUGGCAACAAAUCUGUUGGAUCCGUGAAGAAGAACAAAAAAAGAAGAAAAACACUGAUGUAAUGUUUCGAUCGUGGCGCUGCACCAAAAAGCUUCCCUGCAACCUUAUUGCACAAAAGAAGUUUAAUCCCGCAAGAGAUCCGUGUUCAGUUUUGUGGGAUGACUUGGUGACCAUGGAAUUGUCUCCGGGGAAGAAAGAUGCUAUGAAUAGCCCACCCUCACGGCUUAUUAUAUAUCUGGAAAGUCGAUCACUGGAAGGAAAGGACCAAGUUCGCAUCAUAAAAUGCCAGCCCAAUUCUAAUCAAACAUUUGAGGUUUAUUCAUCAAUUGAGCUGGCAAGGACUACGUAUGGGCCAAGUGAUUCAAAGAAUAGGGGAAAGAGGUUCAAACUGGCUGAGAUUUGUUUUUGUCAAAAAAAUUGCCAAAGGGGAGAUUGUUAGUUCCAUAUUAUGUUGGUAUUAUUUUUUGACAACCGAAGAGCAUUGUUUAGAAAUACUUGUAGCUAUUCUAAUUAGAGUGAAAGGAAAAGGAAAGAGCUUGGAGUAAAGAUCCUAUUUCUAGUUGGGCUUCUAUUGCACUAGGGUUUAAGGUUUCCCUAUAUAUUCUAGACCUCUUCUCACAAUUGAAGGGGCCGAAAAAAGCAAGAGGUAUUCCCGGAGUCUUGAAGAGCCAGAAAAAGGGACGAGAUGUGGAAAUCAAAAAAGAACAGAUCAUAGCCCCUGAAAAGUAUUUUGUUGUUCUUCGCCAAUUGUCUCUGCUGAUAAUCAAGAAAAUUCAAUACGGAGCACUAUACCCAAAGUUUAACAAAUAAGGAUUUGUUAUCCACCGAAGAAGAUUAAUACUCCUCGAGUAUUUGGUGUUGCAUGUGAAGAAAAACAGGAGAGCUGUUUCAAGUUUUAAUAUUUUAGCAAGGAGAAAAACGUGUAACAAGUCGUGGAGAUAGACACAAACAGAGUUUGUGGUCAAGUCAUUCGUAAGUGUCUUGCUUACUGUUUUCACUUUAUAUGAACAAUAUGAAUGUGGGUUCCGCAGACAUAAGAGAAUAUGCUCCGAACUCUGUGAACAAUUUUGGUGUCUUGCUUACAGUUUUCACU
Cuscuta campestris is the source of this 2599-nucleotide messenger RNA. NCBI's taxonomy places the organism in Eukaryota, Viridiplantae, Streptophyta, Magnoliopsida, Solanales, Convolvulaceae. The record is from the annotation of a GenBank genome assembly.